Messenger RNA from Dovyalis caffra, 186 nucleotides. The record is from the annotation of a GenBank genome assembly. Lineage: Eukaryota; Viridiplantae; Streptophyta; Magnoliopsida; Malpighiales; Salicaceae.
AUGUUCGAGAAGCCGUUUAAGUCACGUUUAUUCAGGGCCCCACUUGAUGCUUCAAAUAGCAAACUCAAGUGGGCAAAAGCAAUUCCCGAUGCGAUCCAUCUGUCACCUCUGUCCCAUGGAGCAACAGGCUGGUUCAACUAUGUUGCAUCCACAGGUUUGUGGAGACACUUUCAUGAUUCUUCAUAA